Molecule: messenger RNA, 5869 nt
Organism: Balaenoptera acutorostrata (minke whale)
Lineage: Eukaryota; Metazoa; Chordata; Mammalia; Artiodactyla; Balaenopteridae
Gene: CNTN4
Product: contactin 4
Exons: 25
Coding region: 266-3346 (1026 amino acids)
Biological process (GO): cell-cell adhesion; brain development
Molecular function (GO): cell-cell adhesion mediator activity
Source: RefSeq, a predicted model, not a curated record
CUUUCGCCACUACACUGGGACCGACGGACUGUGCCGGCGCCGCACUCGAAGCGGUAGCGGGCUCCGCGCUCAGGUGCUCAGGUGAUAUGCAAUUGAACUUGAGAUGAAUAACAUAUUUGAAGGAAUUGUUGACAUAUAGUAACUCCACAGCAUGUGGCCCCAGGAACUGCCCUAAAUGAUUAAAGGUUGAAUACAACUUAAAAGAAACAGCUAUUUUAUUCACCUGUUAUUGGACUUGAAACUCCUUUGACCUUAGAAACUGAAGAUGAGGUUGCCAUGGGAACUGCUGGUGCUGCAGUCAUUCAUGUUGUGCCUUGCAGAUGACUACACACUGCAUGGCCCAAUUUUCAUUCAAGAACCAAGUCAUGUAAUGUUCCCUUUGGACUCUGAGGAGAAAAAAGUGAAGCUCAGUUGUGAAGUUAAAGGGAAUCCAAAACCUCAUAUCAGGUGGAAGUUAAAUGGAACAGAUGUUGACAUUGGUAUGGAUUUCCGCUACAGUGUUGUUGAAGGCAGCUUGUUGAUCAAUAACCCCAAUAAAACCCAAGAUGCUGGAACGUACCAGUGCAGAGCAACAAACUCGUUUGGAACAAUUGUUAGCAGAGAAGCAAAGCUUCAGUUUGCUUACCUUGAAAACUUUAAAACAAGAACGAGAAGCACCGUGUCUGUCCGCCAAGGUCAGGGGAUGGUACUGCUGUGCGGCCCACCAGCCCAUUCUGGAGAGCUGAGCUAUGCCUGGAUUUUCAAUGAAUACCCUUCCUAUCAGGAUAAUCGCCGCUUCGUUUCUCAAGAGACUGGGAAUCUGUAUAUUGCCAAAGUAGAAAAAUCAGAUGUUGGAAAUUAUACCUGUGUGGUUACAAAUACAGUGACAAACCAAAAGGUCCUGGGGCCACCCACACCGCUAAUAUUGAGAAAUGAUGGGGUGAUGGGUGAAUAUGAGCCAAAAAUAGAAGUGCAGUUCCCAGAAACGGUCCCGACUGCAAAAGGAACAACAGUGAAGCUGGAAUGCUUUGCGUUAGGAAAUCCAGUACCAACUAUUAUCUGGAGAAGAGCUGAUGGAAAGCCGAUAGCAAGGAAAGCCAGAAGACACAAGUCGAAUGGAAUUCUUGAAAUCCCCAAUUUUCAGCAGGAGGAUGCUGGUUGGUACGAAUGUGUGGCUGAAAAUUCAAGAGGGAAAAACAUAGCAAGAGGACAGCUGACUUUCUUUGCUCAACCUAAUUGGAUUCAAAAAAUAAAUGACAUUCAUGUGGCCAUUGAAGAAAAUGUCUUCUGGGAAUGUAAAGCCAAUGGAAGGCCCAAACCUAUAUACAGGUGGCUGAAAAAUGGUGAACCACUGUUAACUCGGGAUAGAAUUCAUAUCGAGCAAGGAACACUCAACAUAACAAUAGUGAACCUCUCAGAUGCUGGCAUGUAUCAGUGUGUGGCAGAAAAUAAACAUGGAGUUAUCUUUUCCAGCGCAGAGCUUAGUGUUAUAGCUGUGGGCCCGGAUUUUUCAAGAACCCUCUUAAAAAGAGUAACUCUUGUCAAAGUGGGAGGUGAAGUUGUCAUUGAGUGUAAGCCGAAAGCUUCUCCGAAACCUGUCUACACCUGGAAGAAAGGAAGGGACAUAUUAAGAGAAAAUGAAAGAAUUACCAUUUCUGAAGAUGGAAGCCUCAGAAUCAUCAAUGUGACUAAAUCAGAUGCUGGAAGUUAUACCUGCAUAGCCACUAACCAUUUUGGAACUGCUAGCAGUACUGGAAACCUGGUAGUAAAAGAUCCAACAAGGGUAAUGGUACCCCCUUCCAGUAUGGAUGUCACUGUUGGAGAAAGUAUCGUUCUGCCGUGCCAGGUAACCCACGAUCACUCGCUAAACAUCGUGUUUACUUGGUCAUUUAAUGGACACCUGAUAGACUUUGACAAAGACGGGGACCACUUUGAAAGAGUCGGAGGGCAGGAUUCAGCUGGUGAUUUGAUGAUCCGAAACAUCCAGCUGAAGCAUGCUGGGAAAUACGUCUGCAUGGUCCAGACAAGUGUAGACAAGCUGUCUGCCGCUGCUGACCUGAUUGUGAGAGGUCCUCCAGGCCCCCCAGAGGCUGUGACCAUAGAUGAAAUUACAGACACCACCGCUCAGCUCUCCUGGAGACCCGGGCCUGACAACCACAGCCCCAUCACCAUGUAUGUCAUUCAAGCCAGGACUCCGUUCUCCGUGGGCUGGCAAGCAGUUAAUACAGUCCCAGAACUCAUUGAUGGGAAGACCUUCACAGCAACUGUGGUGGGUUUGAACCCUUGGGUCGAAUAUGAAUUCCGCACAGUUGCAGCCAACAUGAUUGGGAUUGGGGAGCCCAGUCAGCCCUCUGAGAAGAGGAGGACAGAAGAGGCCCUCCCUGAAGUCACCCCAGCUAACGUCAGUGGAGGCGGAGGCAGCAAAUCUGAACUGGUUAUAACCUGGGAGACGGUCCCUGAGGAAUUACAGAACGGCAGAGGCUUUGGUUACGUGGUGGCCUUCCGGCCUUAUGGCAAAAUGAUCUGGAUGCUGACCGUUUUGGCCUCCGCGGAUGCCUCCAGAUACGUGUUCAGGAAUGAGAGCGUGCAUCCCUUCUCUCCCUUCGAGGUUAAAGUGGGCGUCUUCAACAAUAAAGGAGAAGGCCCUUUCAGUCCCACCACGGUGGUAUAUUCUGCAGAAGAAGAACCCACCAAAGCACCAGCCAACAUCUUUGCCAGAAGUCUUUCUGCAACAGACGUUGAAGUCUUCUGGGCCUCCCCCAUGGAAAAGAAUAGAGGUCGGAUACAAGGGUAUGAGGUAAAAUAUUGGAGACAUGAUGACAAAGAAGAAAAUGCUCGAAAAAUACGAACAAUAGGAAAUCAGACAUCAACAAAAAUCACCAACUUAAAAGGCAGUGCUCUGUAUCAUUUAGCUGUCAAGGCAUAUAAUUCUGCAGGGACAGGCCCCUCCAGUGCGACGGUCAACGUGACAACCAGAAAGCCACCGCCAAGUCAACCCCCUGGAAACAUCAUAUGGAAUUCAUCGGACUCCAAAAUUAUCCUGAAUUGGGAUCAAGUGAAGGCCCUGGAUAAUGAGUCGGAAGUGAGAGGAUACAAAGUGUUGUACAGAUGGAGCAGACAAAGCAGCACAUCUGUCAUUGAAACAAAUAAAACAUCAGUGGAGCUUUCUUUGCCUUUUGAUGAAGAUUAUAUAAUAGAAAUUAAGCCAUUCAGUGAUGGAGGCGAUGGCAGCAGCAGUGAACAGAUUCGAAUUCCAAAGAUAUCAAAUGCCUAUGCAAGAGGAGCCGGGCCAUCCACUUCCAACGCAUGCACGCUGUCGGCCAUCAGUACGAUCAUGAUCUCCCUCACAGCCAGGUCCAGUUUAUGACAACAGUUCUCUAAAAGACUUGCUGUUUAUAAUAUAAGCAACAUUUAGCUAGUUGUUUUGAAGACACCCAGUACUAAGUAAUAUUGUUGUUCGAGUACAUCUUAUUACUGGAAAAAAAAAUGUUUUUUGCUUCUUUAGGAAUGGCAUUCUACAGUACUUCCUCAAAGCAAAUCUAGCUUUGUCUGAAGUUUCUUUGGAAACUCUGCAAUGCACUGAAGACAUCUGUAAUAUGAUGUUACCAAAGCAGUUUACAUAUGUCCUUAUAUGCAUAUUUUUUAUUAUAUAUUUAGUGUUUUAUAGAAUUUUUUAAAGUUAACAUGAAAUGUAGAUAUUAAUUUUUUUCCUCUGCUGUAAAAUGCUAUGGGCAACACAAUCAUAUGGUUAUUAUUUGAAAAUAGUUCCUUUAAAGACAGAGUUGGAAACUCACCUUGGUAAAUACAUUGCAGAUUCCUUGUACAGUUUUAUAAAGGUCUAGUGGCAGAACAGCUGAAGACUUGGUCUGUAACUCAAGGCUGCUGUAUGGAAAUGACUCUUGGGAUGACGAAUGCACUGAAUCAAGUCGUUUUGCCAUGUACAAUAUGCUUUCCAGCCCUGUUGUGAAUUCUGUUGUUCAACACAACUUGAGAUGGUUUCAGGAAUGGCUGCAAUCUCAAAACCUAAACUAACUGCCCAAGAGGUACCUUGUGCAAUAUUCCCAUCCCUGAAUUUAGCAUCCUAUGGUAAGACUUUCUUUUCCCUCGACUCAGUUAACAUUGUCUUUGUAGUAGUAGCAUUAUCUUAGACAUGACAUUGGAAGUUAAAUAUCCUGUAGUAACAUAGACCAAAAGUUAAUAGAGUCAACCAUGUCUUUCAAAGGAUAAAAGAUAAUUUUACUAUCUUUAAAUGUAUCUGUCUUGAAUGUACAUUUAACAACAAAAAGGGUAAUUCUCUGUUGAUGGAUUCGUAACUUCUUUACAAAAUUUCUUAUAGAUAAUAUGUGUAUCUCUUUAAUAAUAGAGCCCUUCUUUUGAAUCAAAAUUAUGUAUGGAGUCUGGCAGAUUUCUCCUAUUUCAGCAACUAGCUGCCACAAAGAAUUUUUUUCAUGACUCUAUAAAAGAUUUUUAGUACAAUGGUGUGGUAUCUCGGUGAUUCUCCUGUUUUGCAAUAGGUAGCCUUGUUGCUUUACAAGCUUCAUCUUCUACGUCUUAAAAAUCACACAUUGGAAAAUGACAAUAUCAACAAAACUGUAUUCUUAUGAAAAGAACUAUUUGUAAUAAUGGGGGAGGUUUUGUAAGCUGACACUAGUGGAACAGUGCAUAUAAAAGGUAAUGAAAUUUUCUAUAAAAAUUUUCACAUGUAAACACGCUGCCACCUUUUCUUCUUUCUCAGAGAGCUCAAAUUUGCCUGUAAUUUGUCAUUUUUCCUUAACUUUUCAACCUUCUAGCUAUAUUUAUCCAAUAAAGUCAUAAUCAGGAUUCCACUUGUGUAAAAACUAGGGUGGUAACUGGAAAAAAAUAUUGUCAGUAUUUCAAGCUGUGUUCCUUUCUUAGUUUCAUAUGGUUACUUCUAUGUUAAAAUAAAACAAAAUUUAAAAUCACAUGCAAAAAAAAAUCAACAAAAUAAUAAAAUGAAUGAAAAAAAAAUGAUACCCCAGGUAGUUCCCAACCCCAGUGUAAAUGAUAUUUACCAGUGAUCUAGCAUAUGUAAUCUCUUUUUAAAGGUAUUGUUAAUAAAUAUUCUGUCAUUUGUAAAGAUACUUGUCUUUUGGGAGCAUUUUUCCUGCCUGCCUGUCAGGGAAUUUGUUAGCUCACCCUUGUGCUACUUAUAAUUUAAGAUCAUAGAGGGACUCAGAAGUCUCUGGCCACGAUCCAAAGCUAGAUGACCCAGAGCUCUUCCUUUGGAAUUGACAACCCUGAAAACAUCAUUGCAAAUCCUCUUUGGAGGUAGAGAGGGACAAAAAUCCACAAAUAAAUGUCCUGAAGAUCAAACUUGAAUAGAUCCUCUGGAUUAGCUAAGUCUUUUCUGUAUUUAAUCUAAGGCUAUCUGUUGUUUUAAGGUUUCCCCAACCACGUUGCUAAAAGGAUAGAAUCUAAACUUGAGGCCCUUCUUAAUCUAAUAACAGCUUAACUCUGUACCCAGCCACACAGAGUCCUCACUGGCCCCUGAACACUGCUUGCUUUUGGUCUCACCUCUGUGCCUUUUGGGCAUCUGGCUGCCCCUUCCUGAAAUACCCCCCACUGUUCCUUAUCACCUGAAUCCCCACUGUCCUAGGGUAGGCUCGUCUGUGAAGCCCUCCCACACUCCAGUCCUCGGUGACAUCCUUCCGCUGAAUGAGCUGUAAGCCCUGUCGAUACCCCUCAUUUAGUAAUUAAUCAGGUACUACUUUUGGAAAUCUCUUGUACUGUUAUCUUGCAUUUUAACUUAACUCCUGUAUUGUUACUUAAUUUUCCUUGUAUGUAUGCCUUGUCUUCCCAGCUAGAUUGUAAGCUCCUUGAGGGCAGGGACUUUGGUCUUAUCUUUCAUGUACUCUCCUUAGUGCCUAGC